CAGGUGCGAGGGUUCCUGUGUCAGCUGACAGCUCCUUGUGAGGGGCGCGGCCUGCUCCUCUCCCCUGCAGCCGGCGGACUGUUGGACGGGAGGACGCAGCGCUCCAUCCCUCCACAGCGGCGGACAUGACGGACGCAGCGGAGACCUGCAUUAAGGUGGUGUGCCGCUUCAGGCCGCUCAACAGCGCGGAGGUGGCCCGGGGAGACAAGUACAUCCCGAAGUUUCAAGGAGAUGACUGUGUCUCGAUUGCUGGUAAACCGUACUACUUUGACCGCGUUUUCCAGUCCAACACAACUCAGGAACAAUUCUACAAUGCUGUGGCUCAGAAGAUUGUCAAAGAUGUCCUGGAGGGCUACAAUGGGACAAUAUUUGCCUAUGGACAGACAUCCUCUGGCAAAACACACACUAUGGAGGGGAAACUUCAUGACCCAGACAUGAUGGGAGUCAUCCCCAGGAUUGUUCAAGACAUCUUCAACUACAUUUACUCCAUGGAUCAGAACCUGGAGUUUCAUAUCAAAGUUUCAUAUUUUGAAGUCUAUUUGGACAAAAUCAAAGACUUGUUGGAUGUGACGAAGACCAACCUUUCCGUACACGAGGACAAAAACAGGGUGCCUUAUGUCAAGGGGUGUACAGAGCGUUUUGUGUGCAGUCCUAACGAGGUCAUGGAAGCCAUAGAGGACGGGAAAAACAACCGAAGCGUGGCUGUCACAAACAUGAACGAGCACAGCUCCAGGAGUCACAGCAUCUUCCUCAUUAACAUAAAGCAGGAAAACACUCAGACUGGACACAAGCUGACCGGCAAGCUGUACCUCGUUGAUCUGGCCGGGAGUGAGAAAGUGGGUAAAACAGGAGCAGAGGGCACAGUGCUGGAUGAAGCCAAGAUGAUCAACAAGUCCCUGUCUUCACUGGGAAUCGUCAUUUCAGCUCUGGCAGAGGGCUCGAGCUAUGUACCAUACAGAGACAGUAAGAUGACCAGGAUCCUGCAGGACUCCCUGGGAGGGAACUGUCGGACCACCAUGGUCAUCUGCUGCUCACCUUCCUCUUUCAAUGAUGCUGAGACCAGGACCACGCUGCAGUUUGGACAGAGGGCAAAGACGGUCAAGAACACAGUGUGUCUGAAUGUGGAGCUGACCGCAGAGCAGUGGAAGAGCAAGUGGGAGAAAGAGAAGGAGAAGAACAAGACGCUGAAAAACACCGUCACCUGGCUCGAGACCGAGCUCAACCGGUGGAGGAGCGGAGAGAGCGUGCCAGCAGAGGAACAGUUUGAUAAAGAAAAGGCCAAAGAAGAGGUCAAGGCUCUGGACAGUGCGCUCAACAAUGAUAAGACACCAACACAACCUGCCCUGAGCAGCCUGCCCGGGGUCAAGAUUACAGACGCAGAGAAAGCGAAGUACGAGGCAGAACUUGCCAAGCUCUACAAAGAGCUGGAUGAUAAGGAUGAUGAGAUCAACCAGCAGUCUCAGCUGGUGGAGAAGCUGGAGCAACAGAUGAUGGACCAGGAGGAGCUCUUAUCCUCCUCCCGCCAAGAUCACGACACCCUGCAAACAGAGCUGAACCGGCUGCUGGCAGAGAACGAAGCCUCCAAGGAGGAGGUGAAGGAGGUGCUGCAGGCACUCGAGGAACUGGCCGUCAACUACGACCAGAAGAGUCAGGAAGUUGAGGACAGAGCAAGAGAGUUUGAGGCGCUCAGCGAAGAGCUGAAUGAGAAAUCGAGCUCCUUGGCCUCCAUUGACUCUGAACUCCAGAAGCUGAAGGAGAUGACCAACCACCAGAAGAAGAGGGUCACUGAGAUGAUGUCAUCAUUACUCAAAGACCUGGCUGAGAUUGGAAUCGCUGUGGGAAGCAACGACAUAAAGCAACAAGAAAGCACUGGUCUCAUUGAUGAAGAGUUCACUGUGGCCCGUCUCUACAUCAGUAAGAUGAAGUCAGAGGUGAAGACGUUGGUGAAGCGCAGCAAACAGCUGGAGAGCACCCAGGCUGAGAGCACCCAGAAGAGAGAGGAGAUGGAGGUGGAGCUGACUGCUUGCCAGUUCCGCAUUUCCCAGCAUGAAGCGAAGAUCAAGUCCCUGACAGACUCCCUCCAGAAUGUAGAGCAGAAGAAAAGGCACCUGGAGGAAACUUUGGACAAUCUCAAUGAGGAAAUAGUCCGGAUCAAAGCCCAAGAGAGAGUCAACACCAUGGAAAAGGACAGCGAGAUCCAAUCUGCCAAUGAAGUCAAGGAUGCUGUGGAGAGGCAGAUCCAGUCUCACAGAGAGAUCCAUCAGAAACAGAUCAGCAGCCUGAGGGAUGAGCUGGACAACAAGGAGAAACUGCUCACAGAGCUGCAGGAUCUAAACCAGAAGAUCAUGCUGGAGCAGGAAAGGCUGAGGGUGGAGCACGAGAAGCUCAAGGCUGUCGACCAGGAGAAGAGCCGCCAACUGCAAGAACUCACGGUGCAGCAGGACAGACGGGAACAGGCCAGACAGGACCUGAAGGGACUGGAGGAGACUGUGGCCCGAGAGCUGCAGACACUCCACAACCUCCGGAGGCUUUUUGUCCAAGACCUGGCCACUAGACUCAAAAAGAACGCUCAGAUGGACGACUCGGAAGGAAGUAAUGCCCAGAAACAGAAGAUCUGCUUCCUGGAGAACAACCUGGAGCAGCUCACCAAAGUUCACAAGCAGCUGCUACGGGACAACGCUGACCUUCGUGGUGAGAUUCCUAAAAUGGAGAAGCGCCUGCGGGCGACUGUUGAGCGCGUCAAAGCCUUGGAGUCAGCUCUGAAGGAGGCCAAAGAGAAUGCAGCUCGAGACCGAAGCCGCUACGAGCAGGAGAUGGAGCGCAUUAAGGACGCUGCCAGGCCCAAAAACAUGGGCAGGAGACCCUCGGCGCAGAUAGCCAAGCCCAUCAGACCAGGCCAGCUGCCGGGAGCCUCUCCCAGCAUCAUCAGGUCCAACCUCAUCCAGAACAACCUGCCUGCCAGCAUCAUAGAAGGAGGCAACAGCAGCUCCUGAGGAUGGGGCACAGUCGCUCCGCCAGGAGCCAAAGCCCCAGGUCCAGAGAUGCUUUUAGUCCAAAGCACUGAACUUUUACCUGAAUCCAAUGGGACCAUUCCUACAAUAUCAAAGCGUGUAUAUAUUGUAUAUAAGUAUAGCCUGUACUGUGCACUGUGCAUUCCUUCAAGCCUAAGAGAAAUUUAAACACAUUACUGUCUUGCUAAAUAAUAAACACAUAAUGUGACAUGUUGCUUUGUUAAAACCAUUAAAGCUGGGGUUGACAACAAUGAAGAUAAAACAGCAAGAGCAUUCUAAAAUUUGAACGUCACCAACUGAAAGAAUCCCGUCCCCUCCCUGCAGAGCCCCUCCUACACCAGCCAGUUUGCUACAUUCAACAAGGUCUAUCAGCAUUUUCAGUCUAAUAAAGAUAAUAAACAACUCUGUUAUGUGCAACAACUAUACAAAUACAAAUUAAUGUCGCAAACAGACCUCUGUCCAAAAAGGCUACCCAAGCAGGUGUCUGCUUUGUGCUUACCAGGUUAGCCGCUGAACAGAUCUGUUGCUGCCGUCGCUGGUCACCCUGCUACUGACUGAGCUAGCUGCUGAGCAGCAGGCUCAGGGGCUGUGUACUGUGCUCGCCAUGGCCAUCUAACUAUUCCAAGUUUGCUGGAUGGGCUUCAUGAGACGCCUGCAACAGCCACAGAGACUGGAUUUUUGAUUUAUGAUUGCUGUCUGUAUGUUAAAUUACUACAGAAAAUAUAUGCAUAAAUAAAUUGAUAAAAUUACUGGAAUAAUUUACCAACCCCAGCUUUAACACCAGAAUUAGCCCUUGGUCCAGGGCAAAAAAGCCACUGGGAGUAGGUAGAGACAAAUUGUAUUUAUUCCUGAUUUGUUUCUCCAGGCAAUCGCUCACUCAUGUUUAAUUUGUCCGCCAAGACAUCAGUUGUGUUUCCUGUUAAUGUAUCCAGACUGAGCUGGAAAUGCUUGAAUUUACAGCAGAAAAGUUGAUGAUGACUUACUCUGUAACACUAACACUCUCAAGUCUGUUCGCUCUGUGGUAGGUGCCGUACUAGCACUCUUUGUAAAGUAAGUAAAGUUAAAGCCUCUGAUGCAAGAUUUACUCCAACUUCUGAAUGCGAAACUUGUUUUUUGUCACUCAUGAGCUUUUUGCUAAAAAGCGCCUUUUUCUAAUGCUAUUCCAGAGAUAAUCCAGAGAUAUUAAAUUUAAAUUGGAAACCUCACUGUAGUUUAUUUAUUUGCUUACAAUGAGAGGAUUUGAGUCACACAGCCUGUUUCAGUGUUAUUUGAAGUAUUGUCCCAAAUAUAUACUGGAUCCUAAACAAAA
Acanthopagrus latus (yellowfin seabream) is the source of this 4320-nucleotide messenger RNA. RefSeq names its product kinesin-1 heavy chain-like. Gene Ontology annotation, biological process: microtubule-based movement. Lineage: Eukaryota; Metazoa; Chordata; Actinopteri; Spariformes; Sparidae. The transcript is spliced from 26 exons. Gene Ontology annotation, molecular function: ATP binding; microtubule binding; microtubule motor activity. The record is from RefSeq and is a predicted model, not a curated record. Bases 126 to 2993 code for a protein of 955 amino acids.